This is a messenger RNA of Euleptes europaea (tarantolino), 2514 nucleotides long. RefSeq names its product L3MBTL histone methyl-lysine binding protein 2 (gene L3MBTL2). Gene Ontology annotation, cellular component: nucleus. The coding region runs from base 1 to 2376 and encodes 791 amino acids. Gene Ontology annotation, molecular function: zinc ion binding. Gene Ontology annotation, biological process: regulation of DNA-templated transcription. The transcript is spliced from 17 exons. The record is from RefSeq and is a predicted model, not a curated record. Lineage: Eukaryota; Metazoa; Chordata; Lepidosauria; Squamata; Sphaerodactylidae.
AUGGAGCAGGGAAAAGGCGAGUUGGAGGUUCCUGUCCAAUCCAAAGCUUCACCCUUGGAACAGAUGAAUGAGGAUGAAGAGGAAGAUGAUGACUUGGAUCUCUUUGGGGGUUAUGAUAGCUUUCGGCAGUACAGCAGCAGUGGGGACAGUGACAGCACCUCCUGCCUGGAAGAUUCUAGUGAGAAUGAAACAGCAGAUCGAGAAGCUGGGGAACUGCCUGCGUCCCCAACGCAAGCCCAAACACCUGCUGGUCGGUUACCAGAUGAUAAUGGAUCUGAGCCAGCUAUCUGUGAGAUGUGUGGGAUUGUGGGCACAAAAGAUGCCUUCUUCUCAAAGACCAAACGUUUCUGCAGCGUCUCCUGCUCUAGAAGCUACUCUUCAAAUUCCAAGAAGGCCAGCAUCUUGGCUAGGCUGCAGGGAAAACCACCUACGAAGAAGGCAAAAGUGUUGCACAAGGCAGCCUGGUCUGCUAAAAUUGGGGCGUUCCUUCAUACACAGGGGACGGGUCAACUUGCAGAUGGAACUCCAACUGGCCAGGAUGCUCUCGUUGUAGGAUUUGACUGGGGAAAUUACCUGCAGGAACAUGGAUGCAAGGCCACACCUGUCAGCAGUUUCAAACAUGUGCCCCUUUAUGAACAAUGGGAGGAUGUGAUAAAAGGGAUGAAGGUGGAAGUGCUGAACAGUGACGCAGUGCUUCCUAGUCGUGUAUAUUGGAUUGCUUCUGUUGUUAAGAUUGCAGGCUAUAAGGCGCUGCUACGUUACGAAGGCUUUGAAAGUGAUUCCAGCCAUGACUUCUGGAUCAACUUGGGCACAGUGGAUAUCCACCCUAUUGGCUGGUGUGCCAUCAACAGCAAAAUCCUGGUUCCACCCCAGACUAUCCGCUCCAAGGACACAAACUGGAGGGGUUACCUUAUGAAGAAGCUGGUAGGAGCCAGGACCAUCCCAGCAGAUUUCCACAUAAAGAUGACUGAGAACAUGAAGUACCCUUUCCGCCAAGGCGUGAGAGUGGAAGUGGUGGACAAGACCCGUGUUUCACGGACACGUAUGGCAGUAGUCGACACGGUGAUCGGUGGUCGGCUGAGGCUCCUUUAUGAGGAUGGGGACAGCGAUGACGAUUUCUGGUGUCACAUGUGGAGUCCCCUCAUCCACCCUGUGGGCUGGUCUCGAAGGGUUGGCCAUAGCAUUAAGAAAGCAGAAAAGUGUAAUGGAAUGGCAAACCACCCUACCUUCCGGAAGAUCUACUGUGAUGCUGUUCCGCAUCUUUUCAAGAAGGUUCGUGCUGUCUAUCCAGAGGGUGGUUGGUUUGAAGAGGGCAUGAAGCUGGAAGCUAUUGACCCUUUGAAUCUGGGCAACAUUUGUGUGGCUACCAUUCGCAAGGUCCUCUUGGAUGGAUAUCUGAUGAUUGGCAUAGAUGGCACGGCCUCUGAGGAUGGGUCUGAUUGGUUCUGCUACCAUGCUUCCCUGCACUCCAUUUUCCCUGCUGGUUUCUGUAAGAAGAAUGGCAUUGAACUGACUCCUCCAAAAGGAUAUGAUGCCAAGACCUUCAGCUGGGCAAAUUACCUGGAAAAGACCAAGUUCAAGGCUGCGCCAACACGCCUGUUCAGUAUGGAUUGCCCAAACCAUGGCUUUAAGGUGGGCAGCAAGCUAGAAGCAGUAGACUUGAUGGAACCCAGACUUAUCUGUGUGGCCACGGUGAAGCGGGUGGUCCAUCGGCUUCUGAGAAUCCACUUUGAUGGCUGGGACAGUGAAUAUGACCAGUGGGUGGACUGUGAGUCUCCAGAUAUCUAUCCUGUGGGUUGGUGUGAACUGAUAGGUUACCAGCUGCAACCACCAGUGGUCCCAGAGCCCAUUUCACCUGUGCCAGCCAAGGAGGUGCCAAAGAAGAAGCGGAAGCCAUACGGGAGGAAAAGAAAAAAGAUGACCGCUAAAGCCCGUUCCCUCAAGCAAUCGGCUAAGAAACCGCCUGCUCCGAAACCAAAGAAAGGAAUGAAAGUGGCAAGUGAGGCCUCACCGAAACCAGUUUCUGAUGAAGCGGUUGUUGCUGUGCAGGUGAAAGAAGAAAAUCUUGAUGAUUCAGCGAUGGCUUCUGAAGCUCCACAAUUUCCAGUAACAAUUAGAUGUGUAAAAGAUGAGGACCUGGAACCAGAAGCUCCAGCAGGCCCUGUGUUGGGCAGUUCCUUAAAAGAAGAAGAAGACGUGGAACCAAAAGCCCUGAAGACUCCUGUGCCGAGUGGUUCCUUAAAAGAUGAGGACAUGGAAACAGAAGCUCCAGCAGGCCCUGAGCUGAGCAGUUCCAUAAAAGACGAGGACAUGGAACAGGAAGCCUCAAAGAGUCCUGUACUGAUUGGCUGCUUGAAGGAUGAGGAUGUGGACUAAACCUUAAGGCAGAAAAGAGACUUUGGUAUCUUGCACAGUAAUCUUACGAAUGACAGAAGGACUCACUGGGCUUGUUUGAGGGCUUGAGCCAAAGGUCAGAUAUCACAGAGCUGUAGUUUUUGUAGAAAAUGUAUAUCU